Messenger RNA from Physcomitrium patens, 2878 nucleotides. Its product is annotated as COBRA-like protein 8. Gene Ontology annotation, biological process: cellulose microfibril organization. Gene Ontology annotation, cellular component: membrane. NCBI's taxonomy places the organism in Eukaryota, Viridiplantae, Streptophyta, Bryopsida, Funariales, Funariaceae. The record is from RefSeq and is a predicted model, not a curated record.
AGCACCUUCUCUUUCAUUUGGGAGAGUUAUAUCAUACCUCGAUUACAUUCGUGGCCGCAAUCGUCGGAGCCAGCUGCCGAUUGUGCUGGUCUCGGGUAAGACUCUCUGCUAGAAAGGUGGGUGAGACCAUCUUCGAAAAGGGUACGCUCUUCAUCAAGACAGUGUGGAGUCGGGCCUAGGUUUUAGGGUGCGUGGUGGAUCACAUGGUCGUAUUCAGCAGUUUAGUUUCAUUAUCACCACAGGAUAUUAUACCUCCGAGCCGCAACGAUCUCUACCUCUCCUCUCUUCUCCUUUCCCAGGAGACGAGUAAUGUGUGAUCUAGGGUCUGAUGUGAGGAGAGUAGGAGUCCAGUCCGACAAGAUAAUGUCUUCCCAAGGUCUCGCAGCGUGAGAAUUUCGUUGCAGUCAGAGCACACAUUGUCUCGCCGAGGCAUCGUGGUUAGACUAGACGGUGGGAAAGACAGUUUCGAUUGAGCCAAUUCGAAAGAGGUACACUUGGUUGCUGUCACUUCAUUGCCAUGGGCGGGUGCAAGGCAGCAGUCUGGGUACUUCUUGUCGCCCUCCUCGCCAUUUUUGUGUCCGUCGAAGGACAAGGCAGGGGAGCGGUACCGCCGGUUGUCGCGGCGCCCGCUCCUUUGACGCCAGCUCCAGCGCCGAUGGACCUUGCGCCCGCUCCGGAGCCUGCACCUCUGUGGCCUCCUUGCGAUGGCGUUGAUCUCGUUUAUGUGAAUACGAGAGUGGAGAAGAUUUUUCCUUACCUCAACGAAACUCCAUGGCUGCAACCGUACAAGUUUGAGGCCCAGGUGACGGUAACGAACAUGGGAUACUCCACCGUGGAGGGGUGGGCGAUCGGGAUGAAUUUUUCAAAUGGCGAGAUUCUUGUUAGCGCUGAAGACAUGCUUCUGGAGGACGGGCGCCCCAUGCCCGUCGACGUUUCCAACGGCACCGUUUUGACUCAAAUUCCUGCAGGAGUGUUGAAAAAUGCCAUUGAAACUGCUGGGGAAUUAAGCCAGAUUCAGAAAACCUUCACAAUCACGGGUACUGAGUUUGGGAAAAAACUUUUCUCCAUGCCGAAGAACAUCAACAUUACCCAGAAGGGCUACAACUGCAGUAUAGCAAAGACUUUUGGCAAUACUACGAUGCACACAUGCUGUUCGGAGCCCAAUCGAAAUGUCACUCUUACCGAUGAGGAAUUUUAUCUGCCUUCUGAAAAGGGCAAUUUCACCAUCACUUAUGAUGUUAAACAAGCAUAUCCAGGCAGUUACUUAGCACUUGUGACCAUUUCCAAUGACAGUCCAAUCGCGCGUAUUGAAAAUUGGAAUCUCUCCUGGACAUGGGUGGAGAACGAGUUUAUCACCAAGAUGUUAGGUGCCACAACACGCUCAGCAGACCUCGAGGUUUGCUUGAAUGGAAUUGCAGGGAAAACCUACACGCAAAUGGAUCUUAAUAAGGCUUUCAGUUGCUCGAAGAGUCCCGAGAUCAUCGAUCUUCCCCUCGGUAGAAUAAAUGACACUGAAAACGGUGGUAUCGAAUACUGCUGCCGUAAUGGCAGCAUCUGGCCUGCUGUUCUGGACCCUGAGAGAUCCAAGUCAGCCUUCAUGGUGAACGUGAUGAAGGUUCCACCUCAGAGCAAUAAGCUAAACAGUAUCACACCCCCCGGGAAUUGGAGAUUCGGCGAUGGGAGAUUCAAAUGUGGCGUUCCCCGCCGGAUAAAGCCGACCGUUUAUCCCGAUCCCUACUUGAUGCAUGACACAGCUGCGUUUAAAACUUGGCAGGUUACGUGCAAUGAGACCGCAAUCAAGCCGCCUCCAAAGUGCUGCGUCUCAUUUUCAAAAUACACGAACGAUUCCAUCGUCCCUUGUCGUACUUGCGCUUGUGGUUGCCCCAAGAAUCCUACGCCAGUGUGCAGCCCUACAACCUCCUCUCAGCUCCUUCCCUACAGCGCUCUCACAAUUCACCCCGAAAAUCGGACAGCGCAGAUCCUUGCCUGGGCCGCACUUAACCACAGGAUUCCCCCGAACCCACUCCCUUGCCAGGACUACUGCGGCGUGGCCAUUAACUGGCAUGUAGUGUCGAAUUUCACAGGGGGAUGGAGUUCGCGCAUGACGCUCUUCGACUGGUCUAAUACAACUUACCCGGACUGGUUCACCAUUGUGGAGAUGCCGAACGCUUACGCCGGAUUUGAGAAGGCGUACUCCUUCAAUGCCACCGCAAUGCCACUCAUGAACGACACCACGGCAAACACCAGUAUCCUUGUGAGGGGCUUGGAGGGACUCAACUACCUAAUGGCAGCUACUAACCGAUCGGCAGGAAAGCUCCAAUCGGUCUUCUCCUUCACUAAGAAGACUACUCCAGGGAUUCGCGAAGCCGAUUACUUCCCCGCGAAGAUCUACUUCAACGGCGAAGAAUGCUCGAUGCCGGAGGGUUUCCCCAUGAACGCUGCUCCAAGGAUGGUUACCUCCAUGGUCACAACCCUUGUUCUAGUGGCAUUGUGCUCCGUAGUGCUUGUCCUAUGAGUGCCAGUUCUGACGAGAGUGUAAAUUGUUUAUCAUUCUUAGCAUACUUCCGGCGCUCUUCGAAGUAAAUUAUUGGGGAGGGUGACGGGUAUUAUAAUGAUCUUCAUUCUUUGGGCUGAUCACUGUCACUGUAGGAUUUGACAUGCUACCCAUGGCACGGCCCUCGAGUUGUAUAUUAGGUGAGGCGGAAGACUUUUAGUCCCCUUGGUUGGGCUUCUAUUGAUCAAUCCGUGCUGGUAUGAUCGAGCUUGUAAUGGGUACAGCUGGCUGUGGUGCUUAGAGGUGGGUUGCCAUCUCGGCACGGACCUCUUUUCGGACGUCCGCCCAGGAAAUUGAUAAUGUAUUUUCUUCAUUGACACACUA